AUGAUUAAAGGAUGGAAACGUGACAUUGAGGGUCGACGAGAUGAAGCAAGAAACUAUUUAAUUUCAGGUGAAGGUACUCUGGAAAUACGAGAUGAUGAAACACAGAUUGAAGCCGUAGCCACUGAAAUUCCAACAAGUCCUAUUAAAACGAGAGCUACAAGAGUUCCACCUGUAACUACAACCAAUGCAAUAUUAUUUCCAACAAAACAAGAUAUUAUCAGACAAUUUACACUAAAUACUCAGCAAAAAUAUGUUUUCAUGAUUAUAACUAGUCACUUAGAUGGCGAAAAUCAUGCUUAUACUGGUAUAUUUUCUUGA
Rotaria sordida is the source of this 318-nucleotide messenger RNA. Lineage: Eukaryota; Metazoa; Rotifera; Eurotatoria; Philodinida; Philodinidae. The record is from the annotation of a GenBank genome assembly.